CGGUCGCCGCCAGCCAGGGGCCAUGCUGUUGCUCCUGCUGGGCCUGCUAAGCCCGGUUGCCUGCUGGGCACUGGGCCUGGCCGCUGACCCAGGCUCCUCAGAGCUGCGCUCAGCCUUCUCGGCUGCACGCACAACACCUCUGGAGGGCACUUCAGAGAUGGCAGUGACCUUCGACAAGGUGUACGUAAACAUCGGAGGCGACUUCGACGCAGCCACCGGGCAGUUCCGCUGCCGCGUGCCCGGCGCCUACUUUUUUUCCUUUACUGCCGGUAAAGCCCCGCACAAGAGCCUGUCGGUGAUGCUGGUGCGCAACCGCGACGAGGUGCAGGCUCUGGCCUUUGACGAGCAGCGGCGUCCAGGCGCUCGGCGCGCUGCCAGCCAGAGCGCCAUGCUGCAGCUCGACUAUGGCGACACGGUGUGGCUGCGGCUCCAUGGCGCGCCACAGUACGCUCUCGGCGCGCCGGGCGCCACCUUCAGCGGCUACCUAGUGUACGCCGACGCUGAUGCCGAUGCGCCUGCGCGCGGGCCGCCCGCGCCCCCCGAGCCACGCUCUGCCUUCUCCGCGGCGCGCACGCACAGCCUGGUGGGCUCGGACGCGGGCCCUGGGCCGCGGCACCGGCCGCUCGCCUUUGACACCGAGCUGGUCAACAUUGGCGGUGACUUCGACGCGGCGGCCGGCGUGUUCCGCUGCCGCCUGCCCGGCGCCUACUACUUCUCCUUCACGCUGGGCAAGCUCCCGCGCAAGACGCUCUCGGUGAAGCUGAUGAAGAACCGCGACGAGGUGCAGGCCAUGAUCUACGACGACGGCGCGUCGAGGCGCCGAGAGAUGCAGAGCCAGAGUGUGAUGCUGGCCCUGCGGCGUGGCGACGCGGUCUGGCUGCUCAGCCACGACCAUGAUGGCUACGGUGCCUACAGCAACCACGGCAAGUACAUCACCUUCUCCGGCUUCCUGGUGUACCCCGACCUCACCCCCUCUGGCCCGCCGGGACUCGGGCCCCCGGAGCUCUGAGCCCCGACCGAUCCCAGAGGAGCCCCGGAGGGCYAAGGGGCGUGCAUGCCGAGCCGGACCGCGGCCCGAACGCCCCACCGGCGCGAGCAUGACGGCCUGCCCAGCGCGGCUGGACUCUGCCAAUAAAGUGGGCCUGCGCCGGCCAGCCCA
This is a messenger RNA of Urocitellus parryii (Arctic ground squirrel), 1159 nucleotides long. It is a transcript of the gene C1qtnf4, whose product is annotated as C1q and TNF related 4. Lineage: Eukaryota; Metazoa; Chordata; Mammalia; Rodentia; Sciuridae. Gene Ontology annotation, molecular function: protein binding. The record is from RefSeq and is a predicted model, not a curated record.